GGAAACAUUACAACAAUUUCGUAGAGAAAACUAGGAUUUGUGCAUGAGUAAUAGAAAUCGUCAAUAACGGGUUAAAUCUAUAGUCCAAUAAAAUUUUUGUACAAUGAUCGACAAAUCAAGACUUGAAAUUUGUUGAUAAGCCUUAAUUCAUUUAGAUAUUUACGUCUUUACGUCAAAACCACUUGGUAAUUUUAGCAUUAGUGUCUCAUCAAAUGUCGUAAUAUCACCUCGUUUGUCAUCUAAAUUUUAAGUGUUUCAUUUAAAUCCCAUCAUCUAAAAAAACAACUUAAAAAUGGUUUUCAUAAAAUGUCAUCCCUGUUAGAAGCCCUCGAACAGAAAUAUGGAGAAAGUUCGACAGACUCGGAUGGAUCUGAAGACGAGGGCAUCUCUGUUUCCAUUUUCGUGCCUUGCAAGUCUCCAAGGGCCAUAGUACCCGCCCUUUUAGUACUCAACGACUGCGAUAUAGCCACUGCCGGUGAAAAAGAAGCCUUGGUAGCUAAAUGCGCUGCUGUAGAGGAGCUGGAUUUGGCCAAGAAUAAGCUACAGGAAUGGCCGGAGCUAAACAAAGAAAUUAAAUGGCAGCAACUCAAAAGCUUAGUCCUUAACUCCACAUACGUAUCUUGGGACAGCGUCCAAGAGAUCCUAGACCAUCUACCCAAUUUAGAAGAACUCCAUCUUAGUUUAAACGAUUACAACAACGUCCGAUUACAUCCUGAGGAAUCAAAGAACUGUGAUAGUGCCAAAAACGAUAACACCGACGAAAAAAACGACGUAGACAAAUUGUGUUUAUGUAGUUCCUACAAAUUGAAACACAAACAUUCUAAUUUGAAAGUGUUUUACUUCAACGGCAACCCAAUAGAAGAUUGGAAAGAGGUGGUCAAGUUAGGCUACGCUUUUCCGAAUUUAGAAACUUUAGUAUUAGCUGAAUGUCCGAUUAAAACCUUAGAUGUUAACGGGGAGGUUGUCGAAGGGGCUAAUAUGAAUUUCGAACGGUCUGACAGCGAGUGUGAGUCCUGUACUGAUAAAGAAUCGCCGCAUGAUGGUUUCAGGAAUUUAAAAGUGAUCAAUAUGAAUUCCACCAACAUUUCCGCAUGGGAUGAUGUGGAGAGGCUGGCUAAAUUCCCGAAUUUAGAAUGUGUUAGAAUUCAGGCUUGUCCGAUAUGGGAAAGCAAUGAAUACACAGAGCACGAAAGGAGGCAGCUUUUAAUUGCAAGAUUACCGAAUAUAAAAACAUUAAACGGUGGUGGUUUAAUAUCGGCAGAAGAAAGGGAAGACGCAGAGAGGGCAUUUAUAAGAUAUUAUAUGGAUAAGCCAGAAAGUGAUCAACCAGAAAGGUAUUUUGAACUAAUCAAGAUCCACGGAAAAUUAGACCCGUUGGUAAAUGUCGAUCUACGACCGGAAAAAAAGGUUAAAGUCACAUUCACGUGUGGAGAAAACAGCGAAGUCAGAUCUUUGGAUCUCUUCCGAACCGUUUGGAACCUCAAAGUCAAAUUGGAAGGAUUCGCAGGAUUCUCCGCCAACAAAAUGAGAUUGUUUUAUGUAGACAAGGAUUUAACCGAUAUACAGGGUCCGGAAUUGAUGAAAUUUCCCAAUAAACGACUGUACAGCUACAACAUCCGUAAUGGUGACGAAAUUAUUAUAGACUGUAAAACGAAACCCAGUGAAUCUAAACAACCAGACACGUCCGAUGAAGAUUAUACGGAUGGAGAUGAAUUUGAACAGGAUUUUAAGUAAAUAAUAAUAAUAAUUGAUCCAACUAAUUAUAAUUUUUACUUUAUUUAAAAAAAAUAAGUAAAUAUAGCUCUGUGAUACGAAUUGUAAAGUUUGGAAGUCACUAUUUUUUUUCUAAUCACAAUUCAAAUUACUGUAGAUAUUUAAAUAUAAAUAUAUAUUUUUAAAAUAUUUUUGUUAUAUUUUAAUUCGUUUUUAAUCGGGG
Molecule: messenger RNA, 1936 nt
Organism: Psylliodes chrysocephalus
Lineage: Eukaryota; Metazoa; Arthropoda; Insecta; Coleoptera; Chrysomelidae
Source: the annotation of a GenBank genome assembly